UUUUUGUUUAUUUUCCUAUUUUUAAGGCUUUUUUACCCAUAGUGUCCUUGGGCGUUUUGUCCUUUUCUCGAGUUUUUGAUAUUUUGAAAAAUUUACAAAAUGUAAUUUUUAACGUUUACUUUGAGUUUUGGACACGUUAUCAGUUUUAUAAAAGUAUUUUUUUAUUUGUCUCCUUUUUUGUUAAAAUUUGUUUAAAAUAUACACGUUUAUCUCUUUUAUUAAAUUAAAAAUUAAAUUUUUUAGACAAUUUUAUAGACUUAAAAUUAAAAUGGACAAUAUUUUGCUUACUUUAAUAGCUCGAGUUAGUGAUGGCUUAAUUUUGGCAACUUCAAUUGAGGGAGCAGACAAUCCUGACCACAAUAUGGUUAAAUAUAUGAGUCAAGCAAAAGUGAUCUUUCGAAAAUUGAAUAGUCCAAAUACACCGCAGAUUCAAUCAAUUACUAGUGGACAAUAUUUUUUUCAUUAUAUUGUGAAGGGUGCAAUAUGCGCUUUAUCUUUGUGCGAGCAGAACUUAAAUAGAAAAAUAGCUUUUGCUUAUUUGGAGGAUGUUGCUGUUGAAUUUCUUAAUCAAUAUGGAACUCAAGUGGCGUCGACAACUAGACCAUAUCAUUUUUUGGAAUUUGAUACUUACAUCCAAACUGCAAAAAGAAAACAUAUGGAUAAAGGACGUAAUGCAUUUGCCGCGGUCAGUAAUGAAUUACAAGAUGUUACAAGAAUUAUGGUUUCUAAUAUUGAGGACGUUAUACAUCGUGGGGAGGCAUUAAAUAUUCUUGAGUCUCGUGCUUCCGAUCUCUCCCACUUAAGCAAAAAAUAUCGCGAAGAUGCUCGACAAUUAAAUCGACGAACGGCAGUGUUUAAAUUAUUUAUUGCGAUUGGGGUUGCUUCAAUUUUAUUUUUAAUAUUCCGAUUUGUCUAUUUUUGA
Meloidogyne enterolobii is the source of this 922-nucleotide messenger RNA. NCBI's taxonomy places the organism in Eukaryota, Metazoa, Nematoda, Chromadorea, Rhabditida, Meloidogynidae. The record is from the annotation of a GenBank genome assembly.